AUGGAACCAGAUUAUGGAUCGAUACAGAGAGCACAAUCCAGCCAAGAACUGUUAUCUCCCUUCACUACAACUUCCUCCUCUUCCUCCUCUGUCUCACACUCCUCGGCUUCCUCGUCCAAGUUCAGCAAGAUAUGGCUUUUCGACACGCAGAUAUUUACAGCCAUCCUUAUCUACGUCAGCUAUGUACGUGACCAGCAGGCCUUCAACUUCCUCGUACGCGUGUUUACCCAGCUUAUUUUGUAUAGCAUCCCUGACACAGAAAACCUUUCUGACCUACGAAUGUUGAUGAGCUCCGAGGAUCUAGACUUGCAGAUCACCCGCAUAACGAUGGUCCUAGUUAUUGUGAUACCCUAUACCCUUAUGAACUUCUUCUUCUCUAUGUUUCUCCAUAUGAAAUGGCUUUAUAGUUCGGCCCUGCUUGAAUCCUCCGGUCUGCAGAUAAGUGUGGACUCGAUCCGAAAUACAAUCAACGCCAUCACUGAGAAAAACCUCAAUAGCACUACGUGGAUAAACGACGGGAUCUUUGUCGAUCUCAUUGGCGAAUCUAGCAUGAAUUGCAUCCAGCGAACUCCGAUAAACUCUUCCUAUCUCGUAUUCCUCGAUAUAGCCAUCAUCUCGUCCCGGUUGACUCCGAAAAGAGAAUCAUCCGCAGAGAGCUUGCAAACUACGGCUUCCACUGUGGUUGGAAGUGGUGGGGCCGGCAACAGCAGCCUUCUGGGAAUGUCUGAAAUUAAGCCUUCGUAUCAUGCCCCUGAAAGUGUCUACAAUUUGGAAACAGUAUACAAGAAUAACACCCGGUUUGCAACACAGUCGGUUUUACCUCCAAACGACUACCAUUCUCCCUAUUACAUCCCUUUCAAGAAUAUCGAUGACCCGAGGCCAGUCGAUCAAUUGAUCUAUAGAUUCAGUAUCUGGAAGAUGAUCAUCAAACAGGUGAUUUUUUAUUUCAAGGAAAUGUCCGUGUUUAAAAGUCAGACUUAUCAGGGGAAUCGGGCCAUGUUGGAAAACUUGGAGAUUUUGAAACGGCAGAACUCAGGAAAGUUGAAAGUGAAGGCGAACGCAAACAAAUCCUUGAAGAAGUCCUUGUCAUCAACCAGUUUUGGCGACAUGUACAACAAUGCUACUGGUGGAGGCAACAUUGGAGGAGGCGGAGGCAUGAAUGGCAGCAGUACCAACUUGAGUCAUGGUGCAAACGUGAACUUCAAUCCUUCUUUCUCUGGCGGCGGGGGAGGUGCUGGCGGUGGCAAUGGAGCCAGUAGCAUUAUGAGUGGUUCAACAGCUGGAGCUAGCUCAAUCUCUUUAGACAACCUAGAAAAUGAAAUGAACAUGGAUCAGCAGAACAUGGUUAACAAAUUAUUGCAAACCACUUUUCUUCCUGCUGGCGACAAUUCCAUCUUAUCAAUCUCAUCGACUUUUUUUAACAACCACAAUUACUUGAAGGAGAAAGAGUUGUUAACGUAUCAGCAUUUGACCAAUAGGCUUAUACCAAGACUGGAGAAUUUGAAAGAUCAAUUAAAUGAAACCAUAAAACAGAUGAAUUCGAUCAAAAACUCAUCCGAUUAUAAGACUAAAAAUUUGAAAAUGGAAAUUGCCAAAACAGGUGGCAUCAUGUCUGACUAUAUAACUUCGAUCGAAUUAUUGAGAACAGGCCAUUCAAAGUCGAGUUUAGGAACCACUAUUGAGUUGAAAAAUAAUAGGAUUGACUCAAAAAUGGAUCCUUAUAUUCUGAAGUUGAGGUUAGAUUUACAAUUGAAGGAUCAGCUAUACAUCGAGGCACACCUUAAAGAAAUGUACUACGACUUACAGUAUAAAGCAGUUCAGUUGGAAAAAAUAUUAUACACUGAAAUUCAAAACUGUAUCUCUACGUAUACUGAUUUGAUUGAUUCGGAGUUGAACGCAGUCAAAGACAAUAUGAUUAUGCCUUUCAAGGAUGGGUUUGUAAAAAAUGAUCCCACUAUUGACUGGGACUAUUUUAUCAAAAACGAUUGCAAAAGAAAUUUUUUACCGAUCAAUGCAAAGAAUACCAUACUAAAGGUCAAGAAAGUCAGAAAAAACUCUGACAUUGUCUACCCCUAUAGAAAUAGUGUUAUCAGCUCGUGCAUCUAUUCUGGUUACUUAGACAGAAAAUCUAAGUAUUUGAAAAACUAUUCCAAAUUUUUUUAUGUCCUAACAAUCAACUUUUUGCACGAAUUUAGAUCAAAUGAUAGAAUUAAAGAUCUGAAUCCAACCCAAUCUUUUUCUUUGACAGACGUUACAGUUUCUGCUGUUGAUGACGAUCCUAAAAAAUUUGUUAUUAGAGUUUACAAAAAAGGGGACAAGGAGACCAAGACUAAGUUUACGUUCAAAGCCGAUAAUAUUGAUUCAGCUAUAAAAUGGAUUGAUUAUUUGUCCGACUUGACAGAAUUCGAAAACACAAUUGAAAGGAAUAUUUCUUACGACGCUAGUGAUGAUGAGAAUGGCUAUGAUGAUCAUAAUCCAAGUGCAGGUAUACCAACUUCUGUCGAACAGAACAAUUUUGCCGAUAACAAUAGUACGGUUUCCUCACCUGCUUCCAAUAGCUAUGAGUUCAAUCAAAGACCUACAGGUGCUUUAUCUUCUCCGGAAUCUCCUUCGCUGGUGAGCCACUCGAGAUCUAUCAGUGAUGAACUGUUCCCUAAAUCUUCACAAUAUCAACAAGUACAGAAUAGUUUACAAGAUGUUGAUUACUUUUCGAAAACUCAUAAUAACAACACCAAUAACUUGGGCAAUGUUACCUUCAAAAGUAUAAAAUCUCAACCUAACAUGAGACAGACGUCUUCCUCCUCAAUAUCAUUGGGUAAUUCAAACUCUAAGGCAAGUUCAAGAACUAGCUCGAGAGCAAGUUCACGGGCAUCUUCACCUGCAAGAAGUAGAAAUAAUCGCCCUCUGCUUUCUCCAAAAAUAGUCUCAUCAAACAUAACACCAACUUCUGGCAAUAGUACUGCCAGUGGAGGGGGUAAUGGUGGUGGAGGCGGAAGUGGAGGCGGAGAUUACUUCUCUUAUGCUCCAAGAAAGGUCCAAGCUUCCAUUAUUAGGAAUGGUAACAGAUUGGCGUCAACAAAUAACAAUGGAAGAUUAACUCCAGGUACAAACAACAACAGUGCGUUAACUCUAAACGUUGCAAUGGCAAAAAAUUUGAGCUCUUCUAGUGUUAACGACAAGCUUAAUGCCAGCGUACCUAAAAUUAAUAUUCACGACAGUACUCCAGUUAAUACUGAAAAACCAAACAUAAAUUCAAUUCUAGAUGGCAACUAUGAAAGUCCGCCAACAGCUUCAUCGCAACCAAUUUCUAAUGAGCCAAAUGAAGAGCCUAAAAAUAAAGGAUUAGAAAGAAGAAGGAAAACUUUGAGCGAAAAGCUCGAUAUUACAGGCUUGGUCAGCGCAAACAAAAUAAAAAACAAUGGAUUGUUGAAGCUUUCAAACGACGCCGAAAGUUUAAACUCAACCGCAGGAUUACCUCAAACCCCAGGUAUUAUUCCUGGUUCGAUGAUGAACGAAGUUUUCGAUACAUCGAACAAUAUUUACAGCCACGCUUCAUCUCCUCCAGAAACCAUUUCUGCAUCAUCUCCACCUCCUCCUCCUCCUCCUUCUUAA
Messenger RNA from Pichia membranifaciens NRRL Y-2026, 3612 nucleotides. RefSeq lists its product as hypothetical. Lineage: Eukaryota; Fungi; Ascomycota; Pichiomycetes; Pichiales; Pichiaceae. The record is from RefSeq and is a predicted model, not a curated record. The coding region runs from base 1 to 3612 and encodes 1203 amino acids. The transcript has 2 exons.